CCAAAGAGAGCAUUAUAGUAAAAAGAAAACAAUUUGGGUAUAUUUAUCUUAAGAAACAAGAAUUCAGGCAUGAUUCUAGCAAGCUAGACACUCGAGAAGAACGAUUUGAACAUGCUCUCUAUUCAACAAACAAAUCAAUAUCACUCCACUACGCACACACCUCAUCGAUUGCGAAGCGUCAACUCACCCCUAUAAACCGCAUAAAUGGGGGGGUGAGUCUGCGUCUAUAUGUGUUUUAUUGUUUGCUUCUCCCCGCUUAUGCUCCCGCGGCAGUCUUCCAAAACCCACCCAUGAACUGACCUACCAAAAAAUCGAAAACCCAAUUUCGUGCUCUUCAUCUUUGGUGCAGCAUUACCAUUCCAUUUACGCGGAUGUGUGUAUAGUGUUUGUGUGUAAUUAUCGCGACAUAAGUAAAGCCCUUGCACUUCAGGAAUCUGUCCAGCACGAGAUUUAAGAUGUGAAAGCUCCAGCAAAACGGUUAAAAGGAAUCGGUACGGUGCAUUACGCCCGCAAACGUUCAAAGUUGUGUGUUUUUUUUUGUCUUUCUAAAGUUGACCCAUAUUUUAUAUAUGGGUCCGCGCGUGUGAAGCGUACAAAAUUGUCCACUACCAAACGGAUCCUGGGAUUGGCAGAACUUUUUAGCUACCCGAAGAGCUUCUGUCACGUUGGUAUAAAGUUGCGUUCGUCGCUUUUCUUGCGUUGGCAUCUUUUUCUUUACCAUAUACAUCAACAGCCUCCCCCGGUCAACAAGCUGCCCAGACGUGCUUUCCCAGCUUUUAUGCAACCCUCCUUCCUUCGAUCUAUCGUUUUGUGUUUGUUGUCUUCUUCUGCUUCUCUUUCUCACACACACACACACGCACGCUCGCAGGCUACAGCUGAGCACAGGUGUGUAACCCGUAUUUGAAUUGUGCAUCAGCAUCACGCCUGCCUGACCACCCACCCGACUGCACGUGAAGGAGAGAGAGAGAGAGAGAGAGGGAGAGAGAGAAAAAAAGAGAGAAAGAAAGAGAGGGUGAAACGGGAGUGAACGGAAUAUACCGUUGGUGGUGUUGUUGCUGCUGGUGGUGUUGUUGGCCACCCUCCUCGUGUGCUGUUAGUUUGGUCAUGCCACUACAAUCCGGCCGCCGUGCGCUAAGUGAAAGCUCUCCCGUACGCCGUUGACUAAACAUCUUUCACUUGGAACAGUGCGCCGUUCCAGUGUGAAUGUCCUUCGCGGACUUGUGAAUGGCGGAUCACAGCUCACGAGGGGUUUUUUUUGCCGAAUCGUCGUCUACUAAACGGUGUGUUGAGAGAAAAAAAAACGGUGAUUUUACGUGAUCGACGCACGUAACGGUACACGGUUUUGGAAACUGUGGAAUAUUCUGUGAUUUAUUUUCCAUCAACGCACGAAAUGUAGUUCCCAGCAUCGGAUCAUCAGCGGAUACGCCUAUUUUUUGUUGUUUGUUUGAUUUCUACGAUACCAAACCUAUACCAAAACGGUACCCGCACCGCCAGCAGGGCGAGACAAACAAAAUCAACCGAAACGGAACCAUAAAUAAUGAAUUUAUAGCUGUUAAGAGAAGUGGAAUCGAGCUUUUUGUUUUGUUAAGUGUACCGCACAGUAAUUAUCAAUCGUGUCACGCUGCUUGAGAACCAAAAAGAAAAAAAAAACGGUAACCCAAAAACUUUUCCACGUAGAAGUUUUUUUUCCGAAACGGGAAGAUCAACCAUCAACCAGCUGAAAGUACCGAUCGUUUUAUUUGUUGUGUGUGUUUUUGUUAUUUUUUUUGGUGUGAAGCAAAUUAGUCGUAGCGAAAUUAGUCGUUGUUUAACCACUUAAACCAUUACAAAUUGGUUUUGGGUCCCAUUAAGCUGCUGUGUCCGCGUAGACGUCCUCCUAAGGGUGAUCAUCCCCUAAGCUGAGCUUUCCCACAGGUGCGCGUGAUCAGUGCGAAUGCAACUGUACGCAAAAGCUCCACGGCCGCGCUUAGUGCACCAAUACUACACCGCUAGCAGGAAACGUAACGAACGCACCGGACGAUAACUGUGUGUGUGUGUGUGGGUGAAGCAAUAUGUUGACAAUCCUGUCACCGCGGAUUGUGCUGUCCUGUGCCAUUUUGUUGGCAUGGUGUCAUAGAGAAGUGCAAGCAAAGGAACCGCUAGUUGCCAAUAAUCUGGUGGAUAAGGCCACCAACCAGCAGCAGUGGUCCGUACGGGACGCGUUCGAAUUGGCACAGGAACGCGAACAGGUGCUUGCGGCUCAACAAUCAAUCGCAUCCUGGCGUCAAAGUUUACAUCAGCACGGCCGUACGAAGGGUGUGCCGGAGGACGCACCGAGCGAGGAGGUGGACCUGCAGCAUCCGCAGCGGCGACGAAAGAAGCGUGCCGAUCGGAACGAUCUGUACGUGAAGGAACCACCGAAGGAGGAUGCUAAAAACGAAACAAUUCCGAUCGAUGUGGGUGACCCGGACGAGGGUGACGAUACGGAUGCGUCCGUUGUGUGUUACGGACCGCUCGGAUGCUUUCACGAGACGGAUCAUCUGCCGGAGAUGUUACCUUCCUCACCGGCGGAGGUAAACACACGGUUUCUAGUGUACACGACCACGCACCGCAGUGAGAAGCCGCUGAUUGAAUUUUCCUACGAAGAGCUUGUGGUGGCCGGUUUCGGUGCGGCGUACUGGGCAAACGGUACGAACGAUACCGUAUCGAUUCCCGUGUCGACCGGAAUGUCUUCCUCGCUGUUGAAAACAUUUGGCGAGCUUAGUAAUCGCACUGUGCGCUUUAUCGUGCACGGAUUCGGUGCCAACUGUGGGUUGGUUUGGAUUUACGAGAUGCGUACUGCCCUGAUGGCUGUGGAAAACUGUACGGUAAUCUGCGUCGACUGGGAGAAUGGUGCCAAACUACCGAAUUACGUGCGUGCCGCAGCCAACACACGACUGGUCGGCCGUCAAUUAGCGCUGCUGUUGCGUUUGCUGCGCACGCACAACGGUUUGCGACUGUCGCGCGUGCACCUGAUCGGUUUCAGCCUCGGUUCGCACGUCGCUGGCUUUGCUGGGGCAGAGUUUGCGAGUUCCGGUGCGACGGUAACGGAACCGACCGUACCAUCACCGGAUGGUGCUAAUGAUCUGUUGCCGCGUACAGCGAACGAUGACACCGAAUCGACAACCGAACCGAUUAAGACCACCGAGCGACCGGCCAAUACGGCCGGUUUAUGGCGCAUAACGGGCCUGGAUCCGGCCGGUCCGCUGUUCGAAGCACAACCGCCGGAGGUGCGGCUUGAUGCCGGGGAUGCUCGGUACGUCGAUGUGAUCCACUCGAACGGUGAAAAUCUCAUCCUCGGCGGGUUAGGCUCAUGGCAACCGAUGGGCACGGUCGACUACUACCCGAACGGGGGUCGUGUACAGCACGGCUGUACCAAUCUGUUCGUUGGCGCCGUCACGGAUAUCAUCUGGGCACCACCGACCACGGUUGAAGGUCGUUCGCUGUGCAAUCAUCGGCGGGCGUACAAAUUCUUCAUCGACUCCGUCGCACCCCGCUGUCACUUUCCUGCGUUCCCGUGCGAAAGCUACGAUCAGUUUGCUGCGGGCGAAUGUUUCGACUGUGGCAGCAAUGGGACAAGUUCUGCCUGCGGCCAUAUGGGUUAUUAUGCGACCAGCCGGGACGUUGGCGGAUACGGUCAGCUGUACCUGCGCACGCGGGACGAGGAACCUUAUUGUGCGAACCAGUUUCGGUUGCGGUUGCGUAACGCACCGGACGAAUUGCCGCUGCGGACGGUGGGUAGGUUCGAGGUAACGCUCGAGGGUGGUGAUACAGGCAACGGGAUCGAGGAUGGACCGGGUGGUGGUGGUGGUGGUGGUGGAGGUGGAGCGCCACUGCUCACCUUCAAUGAAACGUUUCACCUGGAUGAGGCACGAGAGGAUCGGGAGUUUCAUGCGGGACAGUGGCUAACCACGAUACUCGUGCCACAUCCCGCGCUCGGUCAUCGACCACGUGCACUAACGAUCACUUAUCGACCGUAUCGCGGUGGUUGGUGGCAACGUUCGAGCGUCGGUAAACAGCUGUGGCGCAUUGGUCCAAUCCUGCUAACUGCGGACGAUCAGCGAACGUACGGUUCCUGUGCCACACUUACACUGCAGGCGGACGUACCGGUGCGUAUUGAGCUGAAAUCGAUACUGCUACACGCAAACGAUGAUGGCGGCGACGAGGAUAGUACGGUGUGUCGGGUGGCGGACGAACUAAACCAACCGCCCGGUACGGUGGAACCGUCCCCACCGAAAAGUUCCAUCGAUGAGUUGCUGGUCAGUGCGAAACAUCCCGCCGGCCACGAUCAUUUCUCCUGGACACCGGUUGCGAUCAGUAUUCCGCGCCAUUCUUCCCAAUCGUUACAGCAGCACGUUAACGAAAAGCGUUCCUUUGCCGAUUCGGUAGCAAUGGAUGAAUCGGCUUCGGGGGGUGAACCACCCCAUCUACCACCUACCGCCCAAACUGUACAGCUAUUUCCCUCGCGGCUUGUAUCAUUUUUCGAGCGUGCAGAACGUUACGCAAGGCGCACGUGGGAUGCACUCUUUAGUGGGAAUGGUACUGAUGCAACCCUGCCCAAGAUGGCGUCUUCGGAUGGAGAAGAUGAGCAAACGAUCACGACGGUUGUCGAUUUGUUGCUGGCACCUGGUGCAGGGAAUGGACCACCGUUGAGCUCGAUAAGUCCAGUCACAACCACCACCAAAAACAACAAUAAUCCGCCCUCUACAACGUCGCCAUCUGCAAGCACAUCCGUCCCAACCGAACCAACCACUACGGAGAUACGGAUUGCGUUACCCACCUUCCGGCCUCUAACACGGCAGGCGGACGGUUCCGUGGGUAGUGGGCGACAACACUACACCCGCUUCAUCCCGCUCGUGUACGAGGAAAGCAAACCGGCCGAUAUGAUGGCCAGCACGGUUGGUGGCCGUAAGGUGCCUGCCCGUACCAGGUAGUGAACCACGUGCGGGGACACACCACGAUGUGAUAGCAUUUUCCUUUAUACUGUGCGUUUGUGUGUUUUGUUGUUUUUUUAUGUUCUCACUCAUACGCUCAUCUACACACUACACACACACACUGCCCGCUCACCACAUACUUUUUGAAUGAUAUUUUUUUUUUGUUUUUACUACAAGUUAGGAUAAAUACAGGAAAAGAGACAAGCAAGUAAUUGGACUGCUCUGGUGGAGAAGAGGAUGUUUUUUGUCCCCCUCUCCCCCCACCCGCCUCUUGCGUCUUAGUUGUUAUGCAUUAUGCUUAUUAUGAACUGUAAACGUGCAUGAAGCGAAUAAACAAUUUCAAUAUAUCACGAUAA
Messenger RNA from Anopheles funestus (African malaria mosquito), 5308 nucleotides. RefSeq lists its product as uncharacterized. Gene Ontology annotation, molecular function: lipase activity. The transcript has 4 exons. NCBI's taxonomy places the organism in Eukaryota, Metazoa, Arthropoda, Insecta, Diptera, Culicidae. The coding region runs from base 2052 to 4952 and encodes 966 amino acids. The record is from RefSeq and is a predicted model, not a curated record. Gene Ontology annotation, biological process: lipid metabolic process.